UAUGCUUCGCUUGGUUCAAUAUUUAGCAAAACCCUAACCCCAAAAAGGUCGAUCCCAACAUUCAACUCCAAAAAUUUCCGAUCCUAAAACCCGAUCCCUCUCGAUCCCAGAUUUACUGCAAUUGAAGCGAAUUAUGGGCAUAAUAAGAAGCAGUUUUUCGUUCAUCGUCGGAACAGUUUGCGGGAUUUACGUUGCCCAAAAUUACAAUGUUCCCAACAUCAAGAAGCUGGCGGAUACCGCACUCUUCAUGGCCAAGCAUGCCGAAGAGAAGUACCGCAAGCCCAAGAACAGGGACGACGAUUAGCUCUAUACGAUCCAGUUUUCUGAAACCCUUAGAGUCAACAGGUUCAAUUUUAUUUUUCUCUUC
Hibiscus syriacus is the source of this 367-nucleotide messenger RNA. RefSeq lists its product as uncharacterized. The transcript has a single exon. NCBI's taxonomy places the organism in Eukaryota, Viridiplantae, Streptophyta, Magnoliopsida, Malvales, Malvaceae. Bases 134 to 304 code for a protein of 56 amino acids. The record is from RefSeq and is a predicted model, not a curated record.